AUGAGCCUAAACGCGCUGAUAACUGGCAGUGAGGACUUGGAUGAGAAAAUAAGUGCCGAGGAGUUUAUCAAAACGCUGAAGAAGGUUGACAGUACCGAAUCAAAAAAGCCACAAAGUGGUGAAUCAACUGCAUCAGGAUCCACAGACAAGAUGGCCGCAUGUAAAUGUGACGAUGAUAAGAAGAAGCUCAUAGAGAAAAAAGCAAGUGGCAGCGAUUUACUUCUCAAAAUGCGAAGCCGCUUCCAGCAUCGCGCUACCGAACCUGUAUUUCAUACGCUUGCGAAUGCAGAGGCUAGGUACGUUCGGAAAACCAGCCUCGAGCAGCAACAGUCAGGAGACGGGGGAUCAGCAGACAACACAGUAAGGCUUCCGCAAAUCGAGACCUUGUCGAGUGAACGACGAACAGACUCUGCACCAGGCAAUGUGUCAGUUUCACAUAACAAGUAUCUCAAGGACAGCUGA
This is a messenger RNA of Cylicocyclus nassatus, 462 nucleotides long. Lineage: Eukaryota; Metazoa; Nematoda; Chromadorea; Rhabditida; Strongylidae. The record is from the annotation of a GenBank genome assembly.